This is a messenger RNA of Spirometra erinaceieuropaei, 387 nucleotides long. NCBI's taxonomy places the organism in Eukaryota, Metazoa, Platyhelminthes, Cestoda, Diphyllobothriidea, Diphyllobothriidae. The record is from the annotation of a GenBank genome assembly.
AUGGGCCUUUUCGGCCACAUGCGCAUCCACGAGAGCGGCCUUGACCGCACUCUCGACACACCCACCACAUCCAACACAUCCACCGCGCACACCCCCACCCUCGCUCCAUCCGUCUGCGCCACCAUUACCACCAACACCACCACCGCCUCCUCUGUAGCUGACACUGAAACCUCCGACUUCUCAUGCCCACACUGUCCACGCACAUUCACCUCACGCAUCGGCCUGGUCGGUCACUUGCGAAUCCAUCGCACAGAGACUGGCGAACCAGUGCCUGGAGAACCCACCUAUACCUACCAAGCUCGUCUCAACUGCCCACACUGUCCUCGCACUUUCAGGCAUCGUAUGGGCCUAUUCGGCCACAUGCGCAUCCACGACGACCUGCGGUAG